Molecule: messenger RNA, 3572 nt
Organism: Dendrobium catenatum
Lineage: Eukaryota; Viridiplantae; Streptophyta; Magnoliopsida; Asparagales; Orchidaceae
Product: calcium-transporting ATPase 10, plasma membrane-type-like
Exons: 8
Coding region: 1-3255 (1084 amino acids)
Biological process (GO): calcium ion transmembrane transport
Cellular component (GO): intracellular membrane-bounded organelle; membrane
Molecular function (GO): ATP binding; ATP hydrolysis activity; P-type calcium transporter activity
Source: RefSeq, a predicted model, not a curated record
AUGUCAGAGGAGUUUCAAGCUCUUCAAUCACAAGGCACAUGGGAUUUAGUCCCACCUUGCUCCAACCAAAACUUACUCGGAUCUAAGUGGACAUUCCGCACAAAGUAUAAUUCCGAUGGAACUAUAGCCAGAUAUAAGGCUCGAUUGGUAGCCUUGGGUUAUAAGCAAGAAUAUGGACUAGAUUAUCAUGAGACCUUUAGUCCAGUAGUUAAAACACCUGCAGUUAGAGUUCUCAUUGUUUUAGCUCUCCAUCACAAGUGGAACAUACAUCAACUAGAUGUAUCCAACGCAUUUUUGCAUGGUAAACUCACGAACAAUGUUAACUUGAAGCAACCGCCGGGAUUCUCAGAUGCCAUUUAUCCUAAUCAUGAGAAAAUUCGGGUUGCUGUAUUAGUUUCAAAAGCUGCCCUCUGUUUUAUCAGUGUUAUUACAUGUUCAAGUGAAUAUACCAUACCUGAUGAAGUCAAGGCAGCUGGCUUUGGGAUUUGUGCCGACGAAUUGGGAUCCAUAGUCGAAGGACGUGACAUCAAGAAGCUGAAAAUACAUGGUGGAGUGGAUGGUAUAGCAAACAAAUUAUCAACUUCAACAGCUAGUGGCCUGUGCACUACCGAAGAAAGCUUGAUGGGCAGGCAAGAGAUUUAUGGAAUAAAUAAAUUUACUGAGAGCGUAAUCCGGAGUUUCUGGGUAUUUUUAUGGGAAGCAUUUCAAGACAUGACGCUUAUAAUCCUUGGUGCUUGUGCCUUUAUUUCUCUGAUUGUUGGUGUGCUCACAGAAGGAUGGCCAAAAGGUGCUCAUGAUGGCCUUGGAAUUGUUGCAAGCAUAUUGUUAGUUGUUUUUGUUACUGCAUCAAGUGAUUACCGUCAAUCUUUGCAGUUUAAAGACUUGGAUAAGGAGAAGAAGAAAAUAUUGAUACAAGUAACACGAAAUGGGUUUAGACAGAAAAUGUCAAUCUAUGAUCUUCUUCCUGGUGAUAUUGUCCAUUUAGCAAUUGGAGAUCAAGUCCCUGCAGAUGGAUUGUUCCUAUCUGGAUUUUCCUUGUUGAUUGAUGAAUCUAGUUUGACAGGGGAAAGCGAGCCCGUCGCAAUUGAUGCUGAAAAUCCUUUUCUUCUAUCUGGAACUAAAGUUCAAGAUGGCUCAUGUAAAAUGAUGGUGACAACUGUUGGCAUGAGAACUCAAUGGGGUAAGCUGAUGGCCACACUUAGUGAAGGAGGAUAUGAUGAAACCCCAUUACAAGUUAAGCUGAAUGGAGUUGCCACUCUUAUUGGAAAAAUUGGCUUACUCUUUGCAGUUGUAACUUUUGCAGUGCUGGCAGAAUCUCUCAUGAGGGAUAAGGUUAAAGCUGGCACACUAUUGAGUUGGACAGGAGAUGAUGCACUGCAUUUGUUAGAGUAUUUUGCCAUUGCAAUUACUAUUGUUGUUGUUGCAGUUCCGGAAGGUCUGCCUCUAGCUGUGACCUUGAGCCUUGCCUUUGCUAUGAAGAAAAUGAUGAACGAGAAAGCCUUGGUCCGUCACCUUGCUGCCUGUGAAACAAUGGGAUCAGCUACGUCUAUUUGCAGUGACAAGACAGGAACUUUGACAACCAACCACAUGACCGUUGUUAAAGCCUGCAUCGGUGGAAAUAUCAAUGUACUAUCCAAUCCAGUGGAUGCAUCUAGCAUUUGCUCUCAAGUUCCAAAUGAUGUGAUUAAAAUUCUUUCACAGUCUAUAUUCACCAACACUGGAGGAGAAGUUGUGAUCAACAAAGAAAGAAAAACUGAAAUUUUAGGAACACCAACUGAAACGGCAAUAUUGGAAUUUGGCUUGUCUCUAGGUGGUGAUUUUCAUGAAGAGCGUCAGGCGGUUGAGCUUGUUAAAGUUGAACCCUUCAAUUCUACAAAGAAGAUAAUGGCAGUGGUAAUACAACUUCCUGAGGGAGGUUAUCCGGCCCACUGUAAAGGAGCAUCUGAAAUAGUUUUGGCUUCUUGUAGAAAAGUUUUAGAUGCAACUGGAAGAGCGGUUCCAGUUGAUGAUGCAGUAGCCAAGCACCUCAAGGAUACGAUUGAAGGUUUUGCUAAAGAAGCAUUACGUACGCUUUGUCUGGGUUAUAUGGACAUUGAAGGUGAUUUUUCAGCCAAGCAAGAAAUUCCUGUAGAUGGUUACACGUGUAUAGGUAUUGUAGGCAUCAAGGAUCCUGUUCGACCUGGUGUCAAGGAAUCUGUUUCAGUUUGCAGGUCUGCUGGCAUUACAGUAAGAAUGGUUACAGGAGAUAACAUCAAUACGGCAAAGGCCAUUGCUCGAGAAUGUGGUAUUCUUACAGAUGAUGGUAUAGCUAUUGAAGGUUCAGAAUUUAGGGAAAAGAGUCUUGAAGAGAUGAUGGAAUUGAUUCCAAAGAUACAGGUUAUGGCUAGAUCAUCACCGUUAGAUAAGCAUACACUAGUGAAGCACCUCCGUACCAUGUUAAAUGAGGUAGUUGCUGUGACCGGUGAUGGUACAAAUGAUGCUCCAGCGCUUCAUGAGGCAGAUAUUGGGCUUGCUAUGGGAAUUGCAGGAACUGAGGUCGCAAAGGAAAGUGCUGAUGUCAUAAUUCUUGAUGACAAUUUCUCCACAAUUGUGACUGUGGGCAAAUGGGGGCGUUCUGUUUACAUAAACAUUCAAAAGUUUGUACAAUUUCAGCUGACUGUUAAUGUUGUUGCUCUAAUUGUUAACUUCUCAUCAGCUUGUUUUACUGGAGAAGCUCCACUCACUGCUGUUCAAUUGCUAUGGGUCAACAUGAUUAUGGAUACACUGGGAGCACUUGCGCUUGCCACUGAACCUCCUAAUGAUGAGUUGAUGAAAAGAACACCUGUUGGGAGGAAAGGGAAUUUUAUUAGCAAUGUAAUGUGGAGAAAUAUCUUAGGACAGGCUUUAUACCAGUUUGUUGUGAUUUGGUAUCUCCAAACAGAGGGGAAAAGGUUCUUUGGGCUUGAAGGCCCUGGUUCUGAUGCCAGUCUGAAUACCCUCAUCUUUAAUACUUUUGUCUUUUGCCAGCUGUUUAAUGAGAUCAGUUCAAGGGAGAUGGAGAAGAUAAAUGUUUUUGAAGGCAUUCUGAAGAACUAUGUCUUCGUUGGUGUCCUCUCCUUUACUUUCAUUUUUCAGUUCAUUAUUGUUCAAUUCCUUGGCGAUUUUGCCAAUACCACACCACUGACAUUCACACAAUGGCUCAUAACUGUUUUCAUUGGGUUCCUUGGAAUGCCAUUUGCUGCUGCUGUAAAAAAAGUUCAUGUGGGAUCGCAGUGAAGUUGUGUUGACGGCAAAUCUGCCAAAGGCAGAGAGGAGUACCAAUUAUUGUAGCUGAAGGACUCUGAGGCCAGCUGCAGGAUUUGGUAAAGUAUCUUUAUAUGUAAACAGAUUGAUUUGACAGAGGAGGUGGGAAAGUAUUUUUCUGAAGCCCAUCUAGUUUUUUUUUUUUUUAGUGGAUUCUGUAAAUGUAUUAUGGCUUGUGUGCAGCUGCUUUAAAGUCUUUUAAUGUACAAUAUUUUCUGAUUCUGUCCAUGAUUUAUUGUUUCCACUGAUGCUGAAUAAUUUAUAUUGAUGCAACUGUUGUUGUCUUUUAU